UAUUUCUGGUCCAAAAAUUAUACACCAUUACACACAUAUAUAUAUUAUAAGAGAAUCAUGAUUUCCUCAUUCCUUAUGAAAUCAUAGAAUUUGCACCUGACAAGCAACCACUUCAACUCCAACUAAUCCUAUAAAAACCCAUAACAGACCAAACCCACACAAAAACAGACAAACAAAGAAUGACUUACCCAACUUCAUGUUUGAUCCUCUUCUCAUGUUCUCUGUCUCUUCUUCUGUCAUUCUCCAAUGCAGGAAGCAGACCUCCACACAGUCCGUCUUACUACUCCCCGGCCGCCUUUUCUCCCGCAGCAUACGAUUUCUUCCACCCGAAAUCGCAUUCUCAUUCCCCCGAAAACCCGAGAAACUCGCCUGCCCCUUUGCCUUUGAGGGCUAAUGUAGAGGCCGAGGCACAGGAAAGCAAAGUUUCCUCGGAAAAGCACAGAGAUGGAAACAGGGUAGGGGCGGGUGUAGUUGUCGGGAUAGGGCUCGGGCUCACGUUCCUAGUGUUUUUAGCCACGGGAACUUGCUUUGUCAUGAACAAACGCCGUGUGAAUGUCGUCAGAACAAUCUCUGUCCGGCCUGACGCUUGAAUCCAUCACGAGGGAGAGGGAGAUCGAGUUUCUUCUUCUUGUUUUCCUGUUCUUCGGCUAGUUUGGUUAUGGAGAAAUGUACCUUCCUUGGAUCGAACAAGAAUCUUUCAUCUGUAGGAAGACUGAAUGUUCACAAGCACACUUCACUUCAAAAAAUCAGAAACUAAUCUGUCUGUCUCA
Molecule: messenger RNA, 770 nt
Organism: Tarenaya hassleriana
Lineage: Eukaryota; Viridiplantae; Streptophyta; Magnoliopsida; Brassicales; Cleomaceae
Exons: 1
Coding region: 180-590 (136 amino acids)
Source: RefSeq, a predicted model, not a curated record